ACUCAUUGAUUAGGAACCAGACAACUAGCUUUCCUUCUCGUCUCCCUGCCUGCUUUUCGUCAACGUUAAUUUUCUGUUACUCUGAAGCCAAGGCUAUCUUCUCUCCAUCAUCCGUUACCCAUCGAACAUACAAUUUAAGGAGCAAUGUCAACGCCAUCGGCGUCAUGGAUGCAAGAAUUCAAUGAAGCAUCAAAACUGGGUGAUGAAAUUAAUGGUAUGAUUUCUGGGAAGAAUUCCUUGCCUUCAUCAGGACCAGAAACACAAAGGCAUCUUUCGGCAAGUAGAAGAAAGAUCACUAUUUUAAGAACUAAACUUGAUAUUUUGCAGUCCCUUCUGUCAGAACUUCCUAGCAAGCAACCAAUAACCGGGAAAGAGAUGAAUCGACGUCAAGACAUGCUGAAAAAUCUGAGUACUAAAGUUAACCAGAUGGCUAGUAUUCUCAAUAUGUCCAGUGUUGCUAACAGAGAGAACUUGCUUGGGCCUGAUAAGAAGACAGAUGAUAUUGUGGAUAGAGCAUCUGGCUUGGACAACCAUGGUCUUGUUGGCUUUCAACGGCAAGUUAUGAAAGAACAAGAUCAAGGCCUUGAGAAAUUGGAGGAGACAGUGAUAAGUACGAAACACAUUGCUUUGGCUGUCAACGAGGAACUUUCCCUACACACUAGGCUUCUGGAUGACUUGGAUGAGCACGUGGAUGUAACAAAUUCUCGUCUACAGAUGGUUCAAAGGAAAUUGGCUUUUCUGAACAAACGCACCAAGGGCGGCUGCUCUUGCUUGAUCUUGCUGGUUAUUGCCGUUGUCAUUCUAAUUGUUGUCAUAUGGCAACUGUUUCAACAUUUGUAACUCUUGAGGAUAUCACGCUCCAGAUUGUGAUGUAUUUUUCUGCCACUGGCGCUUUGUGGAAUUGCCAGGCUGCUCUUUCUCGGCAGAGGAACAAUGUUUGUUGGUCAUGAAUGUUCGGAGAUUUGCACUGGGAAGUCACUUAUUUUGUCCGGUCGUGUUGAAAGUUUUUUAUUUAAAAACAUAUUAAAAUAAUUUUUUUAAGAUUUCUUUUUAUUUUUGAUAUUACCAUAUUGAAGAUUAAAACAAAAAUAUAUGUUUUUGUAAGUGAAAUAUACUUUUAAAAGGCUUCAAAUAGAAGCUAUUGUAAUCCCGAACACUAUUUUUGCAUUUUGUAGCAGUUGUUAUGAAUCAAAAGAAGAAUUUCUUCAUUACA
Populus euphratica (Euphrates poplar) is the source of this 1213-nucleotide messenger RNA. RefSeq names its product syntaxin-52-like. Gene Ontology annotation, biological process: vesicle fusion; intracellular protein transport. The record is from RefSeq and is a predicted model, not a curated record. The transcript has 6 exons. Bases 145 to 840 code for a protein of 231 amino acids. Gene Ontology annotation, cellular component: endomembrane system; SNARE complex. NCBI's taxonomy places the organism in Eukaryota, Viridiplantae, Streptophyta, Magnoliopsida, Malpighiales, Salicaceae. Gene Ontology annotation, molecular function: SNAP receptor activity; SNARE binding.